This is a messenger RNA of Maylandia zebra (zebra mbuna), 555 nucleotides long. Lineage: Eukaryota; Metazoa; Chordata; Actinopteri; Cichliformes; Cichlidae. The record is from RefSeq and is a predicted model, not a curated record.
AUGUGUUUAGAGGCCUCUCAACAAACUGUGAAGAGCACAAGGUCAAAGGUCACCCCAGAGAGAGUAGCCCUGCUGGUUCUCAGUGCUCUUCUGGCUGCUGCUGUUGUUGCCCUCUGUGUUACCAGUGAUCCAUGUUCUAAAUGUGAAGAAGGCUGGGAGCAUCAUGGAGGAAAGUGUUAUUACUUCUCUACCAAUAAAUCAUCCUGGACGAAGAGCAGAGAUGAGUGUAGAGCUAAAGGAGGAGACCUGGUUAAGAUAGACAGCAGAGAGGAGCAGGAAUUCCUGUGGAAAAAAAUGAGAGGCGUAAUGAAGGAUCAUGAAGACAAGUUCUGGAUUGGACUGACAGACUCAGCAGAGCAGGGCAGAUGGUUGUGGGUGGACGGAUCACCACUGAACAACAGUUUAUCUUAUUGGAACUACAAUGAGCCGGACAACUGGAGAGAGGAUGACUGUGUAAUGAUGGGAGAAAAAAGUCAUGGUUACCAGAAGAGUUGGUCUGAUACAUCCUGCAAAGUGUCUCGCAGAAGUAUUUGUGAGAAACCAGCAGCGAAAUGA